Colletotrichum truncatum is the source of this 1560-nucleotide messenger RNA. RefSeq lists its product as uncharacterized. The record is from RefSeq and is a predicted model, not a curated record. NCBI's taxonomy places the organism in Eukaryota, Fungi, Ascomycota, Sordariomycetes, Glomerellales, Glomerellaceae.
AUGGAUUCUUUCAGCAAGCUGCCAGCAGAGCUCCAGGUAGAGAUCAUGGUACAGAUCCGUUCCAGACGUACUAAUCUGCAGUUCAUCCAAGCUUCGCCUGUGAUGCUUCAACAGUACAUCAAAUCAAAACAUACGAUCUCCCGGAAGGUGCUUGCCUUAGACCUCGAUGAUGAGAUGGUUCAAGAUGCCAUUGCGAUCGUUCUUUUUCCUUCACAACUUGAGUCAGGCGAGUUGGAGAUUUCGCCUCUCCGCCUCUGUCGCUCUUGGGCAGCACAAAAGCUCCCAAAUCCAUUACGCAAACACAAUGAUCGAUUAAUCGGCAAACUCCACAAACUACAUGGGCGACUCAUACUCUUCAUUGAAGACUACAUAACCAAGGCUAUUGCCGUCUUCCCGCCUCGGGAGUAUGUUUGUCUUCCUGAUUUAUCAUCGAUCAGUGGACAGUUGAUAUUCAAGGGCCAGAAACUCAAAGGCAGUGCCAGAUUCGACGCAGCUAACCUUACGUGGCUGGAAAGAAGACGACUAUUGAGAGCUUUUUUUCGCUAUCAACUGAUAUCGCUGAUUAAUCGACAACAAUUGAAAAUUAAAGGGCCAUGGAAAAUGAAACUACACCAGUACAAAGGCAAAUGUUUCAACCGAAUAGACCGAGAGGGCAUUAUUUGCGUACAAACAUAUGUAGAGUCCCUUUACGGGGCUAUCUUCGCUCAGGUUAGCGACAGCUGGUUGCCAGAAAAUAUUCUGGAUCCUUCUCCGACUCUUAAUCCCGGUCUGCUAUACCCAGACAACCUUUGCGUCAACCCUAACGACUAUGUCUCUGAUUUCGGCUGGGACUGUGACAUCCUUCCAAUUGCAUCACGCCUAGCUGGAUUUGGCUUGGAUCUCGUCACCAUACUUAUCCGAUAUGCCACAGCCGGGUCUUCUAGGCGGUUACAGCUCGACCAGUGGCUCCAGUGUAAACGCCCAGGGAAUGAAUCAGAGUUUUAUUUCACAUGGUCCGAAUACCAUCCUAUGUAUGGAACCAGCAUUCAAGGAUGGUACGUUGAGGAAGAUGAUUAUACGGAAAGCUACAAUUUUGACGUGGAAAGUGACUCAGAAGAAGAGAGUUACGUAAAUUUCACUCUAAAGAAUGACGACUUUAUAGAAGGAAGCAUGGAGGAAGUGGAAGACCCAGAGCCCGCUUUGUAUCGAGUAAUUUACUCUGGGAUUUCGGAGUUCUCCCAAAUACACAAAACAAUGUACCGACAACGAGCCUGGGUAUUUUUUGAGGAUAGUAGACUCUACCCAUCGUCUAACGCGAAGCCGCAUCUUCCAACAACAAAAGAGUUCGAACAAGAACAGUUAAACGGCCAAGAGUUCAAUAACACAUGGUUCUCAGAUCUCAAACGCGCAAGACGCCAGCGUCGAUCGCAGACAUGGCAUGACAGGCAGCGUGCGAAGUCUUUUGGUCAUAGAAAGACUGAAGACCUUCGAGAACCAGAUGUGAAAAAAGAGCUACAAGAACCCCUCCCCCGAAUAACAUGGAGCAGAGAGUUAUGCAUUGCCUGUCCGUUUUGGCAUUGA